AUGAAACGAUUGUGUUGGACAAAUACAGUAGAAUUAAUUGAACAUUUAAAUAUUACUAAUGAGGAAAUACAUAUUGUUUUACCAGAACAUCAACAUAAAUAUGAAAAUAAAUCAAUAUCAAUUAUUAAAUUUUAUAAAAAUGAAUUAAGUGAAAUAAUUGAUGGUACUCGAUUAAAAUCUAUAUUUUUACGUUAUAUAUUUCUCACUGAUCUUAUUAUAUUAAGUAAUUCAUUAACUAUGUCUUUACUUGAAAAAUUGUUACUUAUUGAUUUAUAUGAUCAUAGUAAGUUAUCACUAAGUUAA
Molecule: messenger RNA, 303 nt
Organism: Rotaria sp. Silwood1
Lineage: Eukaryota; Metazoa; Rotifera; Eurotatoria; Philodinida; Philodinidae
Source: the annotation of a GenBank genome assembly